UCUUAAUUUUACCAAAUCAACUUUAUUUUGAAAAUUGACAAGUUCCAGAAAAAAAAAAUAAAAAACAAAAACAGUGAGUUUGAAGUUUGAACAGCAUCAUCAUCCAUCCGUCGAAGGACAUGAAGACGAGGCGAUCACCUUUGAUCCUUCUCAACACUACACCUCUUCUAUUAUUAGUAUUAUUAUCAUCAUCCAUAAUCUCUUCAGCAGAAUCAACAACACCACCUGAGAAAAUAAAUACUGUGUUAGAGCUAGAUGAAUCAAAUUUCGAUUCAACUAUUUCCGCCUACGAUUAUGUCUUCGUCGACUUCUACGCCCCUUGGUGCGGCCACUGCAAGCGUCUCGCUCCCGAGUUAGAUGUGGCUGCUCCCAUUCUUGCCGAAUUGAAGAAACCUAUAGUCAUAGCCAAAGUGAAUGCUGAUAAGUAUACCCGGCUUGCUAGGAAACAUGAAGUCGAUGGGUUUCCGACCCUCAAGAUUUAUAUGCAUGGCGUUCCAACAGAUUAUUAUGGACCAAGGAAAGCAGAGUUACUUGUUUGUUUUCUGAGGAAAUUUGUUGCUCCUGAUGUUACUAUCCUUAAUUCAGACUCUGCUAUAAGGGAGUUUGUUGAAGAAGCCGGGACGCAUUUUCCUAUAUUUAUAGGUUUUGGUUUAAAUGAGACUGUGAUGUCGAAUCUAGCCAUAAAGUAUAAGAAGAAGGCUUGGUUUUCUGUAGCAAGUGAUUUCUCAGAUGAUGUCAUGGUACAAUAUGAUUUUGACAAGAUUCCAGCUUUGGUAUCUAUUCAUCCAAGUUACAAUGAUCAUACCGUCUUUUAUGGGCCUUUUGAAGAGGAAUUUAUGGAGGAAUUCAUAACACAAAAUUCUCUUCCUUUGGCUGUGCCCAUAAACUCCGAAACAUUGAAGGUACUGAAAGAUGAUCAGAGGAAAAUUGUCCUGACCAUCUUGGAGGAUGAUUCUGAAGAGAAAUCACAAAACUUGAUCAAAAUAUUGAAGGCUGCUGCAUCAGCAAAUCGUGAUCUGGUUUUUGGUUUUGUUGGGGUUAAACAAUGGGAAGAAUUUACUGAGACAUUUGGUGCCAAUAAGGAGACAAAACUACCAAAAAUGAUUGUUUGGGAUGGAGAUGAGGAGUAUCUUUCAGUUAUUGGUUCAGAAAGCAUUGAAGAGGAGGACCAGGGGUCUCAAAUCUCACAAUUCCUUGCAGGAUAUAGGGGAGGAAGAACGGAGCGGAAUAGAGUUAGUGGUCCAUCGCUGUUGGGCUAUAUUAGUUCGCUGAUUGGAAUUAGAACUGUGUACAUAAUUGUGUUUUUGGUGGCAAUGCUGAUGUUCAUCCAACAUAUUAGCAAAGAGGAACCUCUAAGGGUUGGUACUCGGGACCAAGCUGAACCUGCGACAAGCUCCAAAGCUGAAAGCUCAGAGUAUAGACCUGAAGAUAAGCAGGACUAGAUACGGUAAUGUACUCGGGGAUACCGUAUGAUGAAUCAAAAGACGGCGGUUAUACAGUAGGAAAGCAACCACAGACUUCUAAGUUAUUCUGAAUUUCCUAGCUUUGAUAGAGAAUGAGCUCUUCCAUGAAUUCUGAUGUGCUUAAAUAAGACCUAUUUUGAGUACUCAUGUUCAUCAGCUUUUGCGCACGUUUGCAAAUUCGAUGAUUAUGUUUUGGGUAUAAA
Populus trichocarpa (black cottonwood) is the source of this 1666-nucleotide messenger RNA. RefSeq names its product protein disulfide-isomerase 5-2. Lineage: Eukaryota; Viridiplantae; Streptophyta; Magnoliopsida; Malpighiales; Salicaceae. The transcript has 5 exons. Gene Ontology annotation, cellular component: endoplasmic reticulum. Gene Ontology annotation, molecular function: protein disulfide isomerase activity. The coding region runs from base 120 to 1442 and encodes 440 amino acids. Gene Ontology annotation, biological process: protein folding; response to endoplasmic reticulum stress. The record is from RefSeq and is a predicted model, not a curated record.